Messenger RNA from Torulaspora delbrueckii, 1125 nucleotides. It is a transcript of the gene SCW10, whose product is annotated as putative family 17 glucosidase. Bases 1 to 1125 code for a protein of 374 amino acids. Lineage: Eukaryota; Fungi; Ascomycota; Saccharomycetes; Saccharomycetales; Saccharomycetaceae. The transcript has a single exon. Gene Ontology annotation, molecular function: 1,3-beta-glucanosyltransferase activity; glucan endo-1,3-beta-D-glucosidase activity. The record is from RefSeq and is a predicted model, not a curated record. Gene Ontology annotation, cellular component: cell surface; extracellular region; fungal-type cell wall. Gene Ontology annotation, biological process: carbohydrate metabolic process; cell wall organization.
AUGCGUUUUUCCAGUUUAAUUGCAGGUGCCUCUUUGAUCGGUGCUGCUGUCGGUGCUCCAGCUAUCCAGCAUGAGCACAAGCGUGAUGUGGCUACUACCACUGUUCGUGCCCAAGUUACUGUUGUUGUAGGUGGCAACGGUCAAGCUAUUACCACUACUUCUGCCACUCCAGUUGCCGAGAAAGCUGCUGUUGAGCCAGUCACUACUACUUCCUCCUCUUCUGCUGCAGCUGUUGAGGUUGCCUCGUCUUCCUCUCAAGGUUCCACCGAGGCUGUUUCCUCUUCCAGCAGCUCUUCUAGUGCUUCUGCUUCCAGUUCUUCUGGUUCUUCUUCCGACUCUGAUGUCACCAUUGGUGCAGCCGGUGUCAAGGGCAUCACUUACUCUCCAUACACUGACAGCGGUAGUUGUAAGAGCUCUAGUCAAAUCAAAUCUGAUUUGGCUUCUUUGAGCGGAUACCCAGUCAUCAGACUUUACGGUGUUGACUGUGACCAAGUCGCUAACGUUCUACAAGCUAAGGGCUCUUCUCAAAAGUUGUUUUUGGGUAUUUUCGACGUCAGCGCAAUUGAAGGUGGUGUUCAAACUAUCGCUAGUGCCAUUGAACAAUACGGUUCUUGGGAUGAUGUUGUUACUGUUUCUGUCGGUAAUGAAUUGGUCAACGGUGGUGAAGCCACUCCAUCUCAAGUUGGCCAAUACGUCUCCUCUGCUAAAUCCGCUUUGAAGGCCGCUGGUUACACUGGUAGUGUUGUCUCUGUGGACACUUUCAUCGCCGUCAUCAACAACCCAGAAUUGUGUCAGUACUCUGACUACAUGGCCGUCAACGCUCACGCUUACUUCGACAAGAACACCGUUGCUUCCGAUGCCGGUAAAUGGGUGUUGGAACAAAUUCAAAGAGUUUCUACUACUUGUAACAACGAAAAGACUGUUGUCGUCACUGAAUCCGGCUGGCCAUCUCAGGGUGAGACCUACGGUGUGGCUGUCCCAUCUAAGUCUAACCAAAAGAGUGCUGUUGAGUCUAUUGCUAAGACUUGCGGUUCUGCCACUUACUUGUUCACCGCUUUCAACGACUUAUGGAAGGCCGAUGGUGCCUACGGUGUUGAGAAAUACUGGGGUGUCUUGUCCAACUAA